Molecule: messenger RNA, 2248 nt
Organism: Cyanistes caeruleus (blue tit)
Lineage: Eukaryota; Metazoa; Chordata; Aves; Passeriformes; Paridae
Gene: ETNPPL
Product: ethanolamine-phosphate phospho-lyase
Cellular component (GO): mitochondrion
Molecular function (GO): ethanolamine-phosphate phospho-lyase activity; transaminase activity; pyridoxal phosphate binding
Source: RefSeq, a predicted model, not a curated record
UUGGGUGGCUCGGACGGACGGUGUUCCCCAGUGCCCUGCCGUGCCGUGCCUGCGCCGGGAUGGAGGAGCUCUACAGCAAGGCGGAGACCCUCGCCCUUCGGAGGAAGCACAUCGGGCCUUCCUGCAAAGUUUUCUAUGCCAAAGAUCCUCUGAAGAUCGUCCGUGCUCAGGGCCAAUAUAUGUUUGAUGAGAAAGGAGAAAGAUACUUGGACUGCAUCAACAAUGUUGCACAUGUGGGCCACAGCCACCCAUAUGUGAUAAAGGCUGCGACAAAACAGAUGGAACUGCUCAAUACAAACUCCCGCUUCCUGCAUGACAACCUUGUUCAGUAUGCACAGCGUCUCACAGCCACCCUGCCUGACAAACUCUCUGUUUGCUAUUUUGUUAACUCUGGGUCUGAAGCAAACGAUCUUGCUUUACGACUGGCUCGGCAGUACCGCGGGCACCAAGAUGUGAUCACCCUGGAAAAUGCUUACCAUGGCCACGUUACAUCUCUGAUUGACAUCAGCCCCUAUAAAUUUAAUCAGCUGGGAAAGGACAGCAAGAAGGAGUAUGUGCAUGUGGCUCCUUCUCCAGAUAUCUACAGGGGGAAAUACAGGGAAGAUCACCCAGAUCCAGCAAGUGCUUAUGCUGAAGAGGUGAAGAAGAUUAUUGAGGAAGCACAGAAGAAUGGACGCAAGAUUGCUGCCUUCAUAGCUGAAUCCAUGCAGAGCUGUGGAGGCCAAGUAAUUCCACCUGUGGGCUAUUUCCAGAAAGUGGCAGAGUAUGUGCGUGCAGCGGGUGGAGUGUUCAUAGCUGAUGAGGUCCAGGUUGGCUUUGGCAGAGUUGGGAAGCAUUUUUGGGCAUUCCAGCUGCAAGGUGAAGACUUUGUGCCUGACAUUGUCACCAUGGGAAAGCCCAUUGGCAAUGGACACCCUAUGUCUUGUGUGGUCACAACAAGGGAAAUUGCUGAAGGUUUUGGUGCUUCUGGACUGGAGUAUUUCAAUACAUUUGGAGGCAACCCAGUGUCUUGUGCCAUUGGCUUGGCUGUGCUGGAUGUAAUAGAGAAAGAAGAUCUCCAAGGCAAUGCCACACGUGUAGGAAAUUAUCUCCUGGAGUUGCUGGCUGAGCAAAAGGAGAAACAUCCCUUAGUGGGAGAUAUCAGGGGUGUUGGAUUGUUUGUUGGAGUGGAUCUGGUGAAAGAUAAGCAAAAGCGAACACCAGCCACGACAGAAGCCCUUCAUCUUAUUUACAAACUCAAAGAGCGUCAAAUCCUUCUUAGCGCCGAUGGACCCUACAGAAAUAUUUUAAAAUUUAAACCGCCAAUGUGCUUCACAAUGGAAGAUGCAAAACACACAGUGGAGAUACUUGAUGCACUUCUUACAGAAUUGGAAGAAGCCACUGGAAUGAAGGCAGAAAAUAAUGUAUCUACAAAUGUACAGUGUAAAAGAAAAACAACUGAAGAGAGUUCUCAGCCAGAAGGUGCAAGUGAAAGCAAUGGCCAUGUGAAUGGAGCUGCCUGCCGACAAGAAAAUGGGAUUUAUUCGAAAAAACGCUCAGUGCCAAGUAAAAGAAUAAGAACAUGAAGAGGGACAGUUUCUUCAUUUGGUUUGAAUUUGUGUCCAUCUUUCUUAUGAGAUGAAGAGUGCAAUAGUCUGAGUCCUAGGAUGUUUGAAGCCUAGUCAUGCCUUUCAUAAACUGGCAGAAUUCCUAUUAGCUUCAGUAGGUUUAAAAUACCUUUUCAGAUACAUGAGAACCGUGCCAUGUGGCUUGAAAUCUAGAUGUGAUGGAAUGGACAAGCGAUACAAAAAUACCUUGGUGCCAAUGGCAGGUGUGACGUAGGUACACAAACUUGGUGAAAACUGCAGAUUUAUUCAUAUUGUGCAGAAUCUGAUUUGCUUAGCUGCCAUAAAGCAAAUGCCAAUCCUAUUAAGUUUAAAAAUAUAAGCUUAACAUGCUAUUUUUACAAUAUUUUAAAUUUCAAUAUGUAAUAUUGAGAUGUUAAUUACUUCCCAUGUUUUAAUGGCUGAAUUCACUAAACAAUGCUUGAAAAAAAAAUCAUUAUCAUCUUCUAGUGUAACUUAGGUCCUAUGGACCAUAUUCCCAGCUGAUGUAAAUUGAAAUAGCUUUGCUAAUGUCAGCAAUGCUCUGCUAAGAGUCUACAUCUCUAUGUGUUGAGACACGAUGUCUAUGCAGGGCACUCACUAUAAAUUCAAGGAAAAUAAAGAAUCUAAUUUUCUAUGAAUAAAGCAACUUUUAUAAAUAUUUA